Molecule: messenger RNA, 648 nt
Organism: Actinia tenebrosa (Australian red waratah sea anemone)
Lineage: Eukaryota; Metazoa; Cnidaria; Anthozoa; Actiniaria; Actiniidae
Product: methionine-R-sulfoxide reductase B1-A-like
Biological process (GO): protein repair
Cellular component (GO): nucleus
Molecular function (GO): peptide-methionine (R)-S-oxide reductase activity
Source: RefSeq, a predicted model, not a curated record
CGCCUGGUGGAAAUUAGUCGUAAUCACGGAUUCGGAAGCCAUGUCUUUUUGCUCUUGGUCAGCCAGCGAAAGAUACAAAGAUCACUUUGAAGCAGGAAUCUAUGUGUGUGCAAAGUGUGGCAACCAACUGUUUCAUGCUAAAGCAAAAUAUGCUCACCACACUCCAUGGCCUGCCUUUUCAGAAACAAUAAAUAGUAGCAGUGUUGCUAAAGAAGUAGAAACUGAGCCUCAAAGCUCGUCAGAUGCAAAAGCACUAAAGGUCUUUUGUGGAAAGUGUCGAGCUGCACUAGGCCAUGAAUUUUUGAAGGAUGGACCAAACGAAAGCUCAAGAUUCUGAAUAUACUCAGACACACUGCAGUUUGUUGCAGCCAAACAAACUGCUGAACAAAGCAGCGUGUCUUACAAGCCAGUGACAGAAGAAUCUUAAUAUUUGAAUACAUAAUGUAUCUUAUGUCAAUACGUAGAUAUCUGUUUAAUGUUAGAAUACAAGUUCUAGCUAGGUAGAAAAAUAGUUGACUGAAGACUUUACCUGUUUCUUGGUCCAUAGAUUUUAUGAAGUUUCCAGCCAGCAGCCAUAUUAUGUGGAAGGUUGUUAACUGAAAGUGGUUCUAUGGUAAAAAAGAAUAAAAUACCUAUUUGUGAGACAGA